Rhagoletis pomonella (apple maggot) is the source of this 1742-nucleotide messenger RNA. It is a transcript of the gene Cdk4, whose product is annotated as cyclin-dependent kinase 6. NCBI's taxonomy places the organism in Eukaryota, Metazoa, Arthropoda, Insecta, Diptera, Tephritidae. Bases 656 to 1597 code for a protein of 313 amino acids. The record is from RefSeq and is a predicted model, not a curated record. Gene Ontology annotation, molecular function: ATP binding; cyclin binding; cyclin-dependent protein serine/threonine kinase activity. Gene Ontology annotation, cellular component: cyclin-dependent protein kinase holoenzyme complex; nucleus; cytoplasm. The transcript has 7 exons. Gene Ontology annotation, biological process: regulation of G2/M transition of mitotic cell cycle; signal transduction; protein phosphorylation.
CUUAACCGCAUUGAUCGCUCACUUUCUUGUAUGCGCUCUUAACAGUUCUCUGGCAGCGUGAUCAGCCAUACAACACAUUUUCGCGUCACAAUUGUAGGCAAAGGCAUUUGAGCAAAGUGUUGGACUGAGUGAGUCGGUUUUAGAUACCCGUCUUUACGUUGUUUGAAAUUAUGGCGGAUAUCAGCGUGCUGAGUGUAAUAUUUUUCGCUUGAGUAUUUUUCGGCGUGUUCAUCGGACUGUUUUAGUGUAAGAGCCUAGACGUGCGUGUUUACAGACGCGAUAAAUUCACUGGCGAUAAAAAUUGGGGGAAAGUGUUUACCAAAAUUUAAAUCAUCUCGAAAAGCAUUAAAACUGAUUUAAGAAAACAAAAACGUUAAAAUUUUUAUCAAAUAAAAGUUCGCUAGUCAGCAAGUGAAGAGUGUAAAUACAUGUUAGUCAUGGUAUUGAAAUAAUGCUAUAUGCAAGCAAUUGAUGUGUACGUGGAUUGAAGCGCUAUAUAUGUUUGUAAUUGCAAUUUCAUGCCUAUGAACGUACAUAUGUAAAUAAAUACGUAUGCACAAACAUAAAUUAAGUGAUAAUUAAACAAAAAAAAACAAAAACAAAAGGAAAGACGAAAGUGAAAGUUGUGAAUAUACAUAGAACUACAGUUGAUUUGAUGCGGAAAGAAAAUUGGAUAAUGUCCUCGACGGCGCAUAGCGGAGACAGCGAUUCCUUAAAUUAUGAAGAACUCAAUGUCAUUGGGACAGGUGCUUACGGUACUGUAUAUCGUGCACGAGAUAACCAAUCUGGCAAGAUUGUUGCGAUCAAAAAAGUUCGCAUACCCAUUACAGACAACGGAGUUCCAAUGUCAACGCUUCGUGAGAUCGCGUUAUUGAAACACCUAAAUGCUUCAGACCAUCCGAAUAUUGUAAAACUAUUUGAAGUGUGCCAAGUUCUUGAACGCGAGGAUCAACUGAUGGUGCUUUUAGUUUUUGAACACUUGGAGCAGGAUCUUUCGGAUUUAAUCGACAGACUACCAAAAUCCGGAAUGCCGCCAAUAACGAUUCAGCGUUUGUCACGGGAGCUCUUAACUGGAGUAGAUUUUCUACACUCUCAUCGAAUCAUUCACCGAGACUUAAAGCCACAAAAUUUACUGAUAUCGUCGCAAGGUCACUUAAAAAUUGCAGAUUUUGGCUUGGCGAAAACGUACGAUUUCGAAAUGAAAUUAACUUCCGUAGUGGUGACACUUUGGUACCGUGCUCCCGAAGUUUUGUUGGCACAAUCUUAUAAUAGUUCAGUUGAUAUUUGGAGUGUUGCUUGUAUUAUAGCAGAAAUGUUUGCGCGCAAAGCCCUUUUUCCGGGCACGUCAGAAGCCAAUCAACUAGAUCGAGUUUUUGAACUAACCGGUCGUCCUACAGCGCAGCAGUGGCCACAAUCAAUAUCGCUUUCAAGGGAGCAUUUUCCUUCCCGACUUCCGAAGCAACCUAAGGAUUUAUGUGCUAACCUGUGUGAAUACGCAAACGAUCUGUUAAGCCUAAUGCUUUCUUACGACUUCAGAUCCCGCCCCUCAGCGUUGGCUUGUUUAGAGCACGAGUACUUUCAACAAGAGCCUAUGUAACAUUUGCUGCUGCUACUAUUUGUACUGAUUUAAUAUAAGUAUACCGUAUUUAGUUUGUUAAUUUUUCACUAAGCCAUUAAAUAAUUUAAAAUUUAACUUAGUAACUAGUAGAAAAAUAAUAAUCUGAAUUUUGUAUGUACAUAAG